Periophthalmus magnuspinnatus is the source of this 1078-nucleotide messenger RNA. RefSeq lists its product as uncharacterized. The transcript is spliced from 2 exons. Lineage: Eukaryota; Metazoa; Chordata; Actinopteri; Gobiiformes; Gobiidae. The coding region runs from base 27 to 962 and encodes 311 amino acids. The record is from RefSeq and is a predicted model, not a curated record.
UUGAAGCUAAAACACCAACCAGAGCAAUGGGAUUCAUGUUAUCCUUUGAUAUAGAUGCACCGGUAGAUAACUUGGCUGCUUUUGCUCGAGAAAUCUGUCCUUUUCCAAAUUACUUUCCUGAUCCUCAUUACUACAACUUGCUGUCUGCGAAUUCCUCCCAUCACCUGCAGGAGCAUUACAUCUCUGUCCAGUCCUCUCUGAGCCCCAAACAGCUGGAGGACUUCACCCAGAGCCUGAGGAGCACUUUUGGGCGACAUGGAAGAGUGUCUCAUGGAGGCGUGGGAGUGGUCGCUCUUUCUUUGGCCAUUCUGUUUGACACUGUAGCCCGAAAAGUGAAGGGAGAGUACGUGUCCGACCGAGAACCCAUCCCGGGACUGUUCUUGAAAGACUACAGAGGGUACUACCCAACUGUAGUCUACACCAUCAGCGAGUAUCUGAGACUGGUGCCACAUAUCGCCAACAACCCCACAAGGAUGAAAGAAGAGAGUGAGAGGUGUUUGGAACAGAUAGACGCACAGUAUCGAGAAUGGCAGGAAGCAUUCAACCAGAAGAAAGAUAUCUGGCCUCUUUACGAAGACAUUUCAGCUGCUAACAUCCAUUUCUCUUAUACGUUAGGCAUGUACCUUUUGACGGUGACCCCUAGCCAUUAUGGUAAAGAGCAAUCUGUAAUUGGAGAUGUACUUUUUCAAUUGAACUGUGACCCAGAGGAAGCUGCCAAUCAGUUCAUAAGCAAAAUGCAUACAUAUGACAAGAACAUCCAGGACAGUAUUAAAGACCGUGGACUGGACAGGGAAAGCAUUCGGGCGACUCUCAUGAAAGAGUUUGCUGAGACCCUUUUUUUCCGUUCAAUCAUCGUCUCUUUAUUCAAGGCUUUAGAAACAAUGGGUAAGGCUGGUAAAGACCAAAUAAAACCCUAUGUUGAACACUUUGAUUUGAAGGGUAAUGCAUUAGGGAAAUGGUAAAAUUAAUUAAACACACACACGCGCACACACAGAGCCCUGUACUUUUCAAUCCAAUGAUGUAAAAGUUGUUUUGAUUUGUUUUCAUCUGAUUAUCUGUAAAUAAAAAGAGGAACAUU